Eufriesea mexicana is the source of this 517-nucleotide messenger RNA. It is a transcript of the gene RpL27, whose product is annotated as ribosomal protein L27. Gene Ontology annotation, cellular component: ribosome. Gene Ontology annotation, biological process: translation. The transcript is spliced from 4 exons. Lineage: Eukaryota; Metazoa; Arthropoda; Insecta; Hymenoptera; Apidae. The record is from RefSeq and is a predicted model, not a curated record. Gene Ontology annotation, molecular function: structural constituent of ribosome. The coding region runs from base 94 to 498 and encodes 134 amino acids.
GUUUUUAUUAAUGUGUAUUCUGGAAUUUUUGAUAUACUAAUCAUUUCUUUAAUUUUAGAAAUUUAAUAAUACUUUUUGGAACAUAUCUUCAAGAUGGUGAAGAUUAUGAAAACAGGAAAAGUUGUAUUGGUUCUUAGUGGCCGAUAUGCUGGAAGGAAAGCUAUCAUUAUGCGAAAUUAUGAUGAUGGUACUGCAGAAAAACAAUAUGGCCAUGCAAUGGUAGCAGGUAUUGAUAGAUAUCCACGUAAAGUACACAAAAGAAUGGGCAAAGCAAAGAUUCACAAACGGUCCAAAAUUAAACCAUUUGUGAAAGUAUUAAAUUAUAAUCAUUUGAUGCCAACAAGAUACACUGUAGAUAUGCAUUGGGAAAAAGUAGUACCCAAAGACCUUAAAGAUGCAAUGAAACGCAAAAAGAUUCGAUUCCAAACACGUGUUAAACUUGAAGAAAAGUACAAAUCUGGUAAAAACAAAUGGUUCUUCCAAAAAUUACGAUUCUAAUUAAAUUUAAAUAAAUAUA